Molecule: messenger RNA, 861 nt
Organism: Candida dubliniensis CD36
Lineage: Eukaryota; Fungi; Ascomycota; Pichiomycetes; Serinales; Debaryomycetaceae
Product: endonuclease
Exons: 1
Coding region: 1-861 (286 amino acids)
Biological process (GO): double-strand break repair via homologous recombination
Cellular component (GO): Slx1-Slx4 complex
Molecular function (GO): crossover junction DNA endonuclease activity; 5'-flap endonuclease activity
Source: RefSeq, a predicted model, not a curated record
AUGUCACAAACAAACGACAAGCCAGCAUUACAUUUGGUACCAUCAUUUUAUGGAGUCUAUAUAUUGAAAUCCAUUCCAAAACCUAGGAGAACGUACAUUGGAUCGACCCCUGACCCAAAGCGGAGACUACGACAACACAAUGGUGAUUUGAAAGUUGGUGGUGCAUACCGUACCAAGAAAGACGGAUCUAGACCCUGGACCAUGGUAGUUUUAGUUCACGGUUUCCCAUCACGUAUAGCAGCUUUGCAGUUUGAACAUUCCCUACAACAUGCUUACCAAACUAGACAUAUUAACAAUGACGCUAGAAUAACGAGUAGUUCACGCCAAUCUUCAAUGCAUCUGAAGCUUGCCAACAUACGACUAUUAACAACAUCAUUUGACAAGAUGUCAUUGAAAAUUGCAAUAUUCGAUGAGGAAGUCUAUCGAAUGUGGGUGGAGAAUAAACACAAGAUCGAAUGCAAUGUUCCCUGUACCCUCUUUAAAUUUGACGAAUUCUGUAAUUCCAUACAAGAAAUUGAUAUUGAAGAUGCAAAGAAUAUAUUGCUUGGUAAGCAGUUGGAUUGUAUGGUAUGCAAGGCAUCCAUCGACUAUUUCAAAGACAGUACCCCAAACAUUUCAUCUCGAGAAGAAUUAUCAAAUUACCUAGCAAAAGGAAAUUAUCCAUUAAUUGGUAUUUGUGGUGACCAUGCCUUUCAUUUAAGUUGUAUAGCAAGACAACGAGGUCCUGCUAUGGUCCCAAAGUCUGUCACUUGCACUACAUGUGGCCAGAAACUAGAUUGGUCAGACAUUAUAAAAGUAUCUACAAGACUACGUCAUUAUGUGGUUCAAGAUUCCCUUCAUUUAGCAAUUACACAAUUAUAG